Messenger RNA from Dichomitus squalens LYAD-421 SS1, 585 nucleotides. RefSeq lists its product as uncharacterized. The record is from RefSeq and is a predicted model, not a curated record. The transcript has a single exon. The annotation marks the transcript as partial. NCBI's taxonomy places the organism in Eukaryota, Fungi, Basidiomycota, Agaricomycetes, Polyporales, Polyporaceae.
CUUGACAGCUUGGUGAACGCGGGUCUCCGCCCGUGGCUUCUUUGUUAUAGGAAGCCUAUUGUGGCCUUUUACGAAAAUGACAGAAUCAGUAAGUCAAACUUAUCGUCUUUUCAGAAAGUGUUCUCACAGUUUAUUAUUGUCACAAUAGAGCCGGAUAAUCGCCCCUGUCACCCACAGGGGUGCAUUCGAUGCGUUCUCAAGCCAUCCCCUGUCUGCUGCUCGCUCUGCUCUCCCACCCAUCCUCUCUUUGCUGUCCUCCCUAGCCCCUCCAACCAGUCCUCGUCCGCGCCGACCGCAUCCUCCGCCCGCGCUUCCAAGGUCCCCAGCGCUCCCAUGGACCCUCAAGAUGUCCAGCUGCAGGCCGCCCUCCACGCCUUCCGACGGGAGCAGACCAUUAAGGUCUAUGGGCAGCGUCGGCUGAACAGCAAUGGCCCGGGGGCCAUUAUGGGCGACGAGGUCCUCAGGCGCGUCGUCGACUGCGCUCGCGUCCACAAGCUGGGUACCGUCGAGGCGCUAGCGCGAGAGACCAAGUGGAGCCGCGCUCACGAGCUUGGAGAUGAGGUGCUGAGGAUUGUUCAUCGGUAA